AUGGAGAUUCACACCACCGUGUUUGCUCCGGUAAUGGCUCCCCCGCCGCCCUCCUCGUCCUCUUCCUCUUCCUCUUCCUCUUCCGCCGCCGCUGCCGCCGCCGCCUCUUCCGCAGCUCCCGCAGUCGCUCCUCCUUCCACCUCCUCCGCGACGACGACUCCCUCUACAGCUCCUGCUCCGGCCUCGACUCCCUCAGGCCAAGAACCCAAAAAGCGAGUUCGCCGAUGGCACCACCGGGGAUUCACCGGGUGUUCCACCUGUCGUCGACGUCAUGUCCGCUGCGAUGAAGCUUCCCCGUCGUGCCGGAAUUGCACUCGCCUAGGACUCGAAUGCGAUGGCACACAGGGCCGGAUGACCUUUAAGGUCUAUGGGCCAUCACAGGCCUCGCAGGAUACUACGUCCAAACCGGAGCCGAAGAAACGCGGCAAGAAGGCCGGUACCAAUGAGUCUGCCGCCGCCGGCAAACAGGCCAUUAUUAAGAAAGAGGACGAUGAAGAUAAAGAUGGCGUGGAUGCGAUCGUGGUAUCGCCCACCACCGUUUCUCAAUCCACCCCUACCCGAUACCAAUUCCAAGAUCCCUUCCGGCUCGUGACCAUGAACAAUCCUUUAGACUCCAAGGAUGCCCGGUACUACUCGCACUUCAUUGACCAGGUCGCAUCGUUACUCUUGAUCUACGAUAAUAAUAUCAAUGUCAACCCGUACCGGCGGUAUUUCCCGGAAAUGGCGCGCGAUUCGCCAUCCAUGGCCAGCGCGAUGCAGGCUCUCGGUGCGCUGCAUCUGGCCAAUACAUCACAGGGCCAGCAGCGGAUUGAGCAUUUCCAGCAGGCCAUGGGACAGUAUGGGGAGGUUGUCAAGUCGUUUCGGACGAGAUAUACCGAGCCUAAUACCCAAUUAGGAUUGAAUGAUUUUGCGACUUGUUUAUUAUUGUCUUUGUUCGAGAUGAUGGACUCGCAACAUGACAAUUGGACCAUCCACCUGAAAGGCGCCCGUGAAAUUUACAAGAUCCUCUUCUUCCAAAACUCAACCGACCCCAACCAAGAAGCCCAGCGGGUCACCGAAAUGAACCACCCCCUCCGACACUUCCUCAUCUCCCUCCUCUCCUAUCUUGAUGUUGCCGGCGCAUGUGCGACCAGCGACGGCACCGUGGUCGAGGGCAGCUACUGGCGGCAAUACACAGGCGGCUGGGAAUACAACCUGGGCAUUCCCAGUUUAUCGUCGGAGACACCGCCCAGUGAGCAGAUACUAGUCGAGCUUCGGAACUGCUGGUCGGUGAUGAUGGAGAUCCAAGCAGCGAUCAGUUCAUUCGGACGAGCCAAACACGAAAAUCAACUCGCACCCGCGCAGCAAGACAUGAUUUACGGCGAUCUGCUCAACCGCCUCCUGAACUGGCGGGCCACAGCACCUGAGUGCAUGCAGGUCCUAGGCGGACUCGAACUCGAUGACGCCAGUCUAGAACAUUAUCCCUAUUUAGAAAUUCUCGAGUACGCGGGAUGCAUCGAAGCCUACGAGAAAGCGACCGUGAUCUACCUACACAAAGUAGCAGCAGCAAACCGCCCCGACCGGCAAACCGAAGGCCCAUUACUACAGAUGCUGGCCACGCGGAUCUUACAAUUGAUCGGAAAAUGCGCUAACGGCGUGGGACGGCUGGCUGUUCUGUGGCCUCUGUUCACGGCGGGUCGUGAAACGCACGAUGUGAUGGAGCAAGCGUAUGUGCAGCAAACAAUGCAGGAGCUGCAGCGCUACGGGUUUAAAAACGUCGAAAAAGGACUGGAAGAACUGGAGCGGGUGUGGUUCAAGCGACGGAUGUUCCCCGAAGGAUGGAUUGAGACGAUGGACGAUAUCCGCACGUCGGUUUUGAUUCCUUGA
This is a messenger RNA of Aspergillus chevalieri, 1866 nucleotides long. Its product is annotated as Zn(II)2Cys6 transcription factor. The record is from RefSeq and is a predicted model, not a curated record. Lineage: Eukaryota; Fungi; Ascomycota; Eurotiomycetes; Eurotiales; Aspergillaceae. Gene Ontology annotation, molecular function: transcription cis-regulatory region binding; DNA-binding transcription factor activity, RNA polymerase II-specific; zinc ion binding. Bases 1 to 1866 code for a protein of 621 amino acids. Gene Ontology annotation, biological process: positive regulation of transcription by RNA polymerase II. The transcript has 3 exons. Gene Ontology annotation, cellular component: nucleus.